Microsporum canis CBS 113480 is the source of this 2604-nucleotide messenger RNA. Its product is annotated as DNA polymerase theta isoform 2. The transcript is spliced from 7 exons. Gene Ontology annotation, molecular function: ATP binding; nucleic acid binding. The coding region runs from base 1 to 2604 and encodes 867 amino acids. NCBI's taxonomy places the organism in Eukaryota, Fungi, Ascomycota, Eurotiomycetes, Onygenales, Arthrodermataceae. The record is from RefSeq and is a predicted model, not a curated record.
AUGAAUCCAAAACGCGUUGAUGUUGUGUGGGAAAACACAUUCUCAACAGGCUCGGUUGCUGGUGCGAAACGAUCACGGUCCGAAAACGACGCUCCGCCAGCGUUUACUACCGCCCAUCAAGUUCUGAAUGCACAGUCUAGAGUACAGCAAAAUAACACUACGCAGUACUCCCAUGAUUCCAGACGUAUACGGCCGAGUAGGAUAGAUUUGCUUUCUAACUCAAACAAUCUUGCUUCCUCUAACUCUCAGAAUCUAUCGGAGCACUCCCAGAGAACCUCUAUAUCUAGUACCCCAGGCCCAGCCCAGAAUCCUGUCCUUGCACUUAGUCACCCGAAAUACGGCUUACCGACUGCCUUGGUAAAAAACUUUGCCUCUCUUGGUGUCAAUGCCAUCUAUCCGUGGCAAGCAUCAUGCCUCCUGGGACGUGGACAUCUCUCAGGAGAAAAGAACCUGGUCUAUAGUGCUCCAACCGGGGGCGGUAAGUCGUUGGUUGCAGAUGUAUUAAUGCUGAAACGCAUCCUUAACUGCCCAGACAAGAAAGCUAUCCUUGUCCUUCCCUAUGUUGCGCUUGUCCAGGAAAAGCUGAAAUGGCUUCGGCGUGUGGUUGAAGGGAUCCCUAGAUGCACACUCGAUGAUGAUAUUGCCAACUCAACCGAUGACAGUUCUCGGUCUUCUCGUUUCAAGGCUGAGGUAAACUCCAUUCGAGUUACAGGGUUUUUCGGCGGGAGUAAAGCCAGGACUACCUGGUCAGACACGGAUAUCGCUGUGUGUACCAUUGAGAAGGCUAACUCCCUGGUCAACACAGCAAUUGAAGAAUGCACAAUCGAUAAACUAGGUGUAAUCGUCCUAGAUGAACUGCAUAUGCUCGAUGAUGAACAUCGUGGUUAUCUGAUAGAAAUCAUGGUAACGAAGCUCCUCUUGCUUCAACAAGAUAUUCAGAUAAUUGGUAUGAGUGCAACAUUGUCGAAUACAGAGGUGCUCGCAAAAUGGCUGAAUGCAAACUAUUAUAUCUCUCGAUACCGGCCGAUACCCGUUGAAGAAUUCUUGGUGUUUGAGGAUUAUAUAUAUCCAGUACCUACCACCAAGGGCCUUUUGAGGAAAAUGAUCAAGCCUAAUAUAUCUAAUUCAAAAGAUGUCCCAGCUUCGGCUUGCAGAGUUAUCCGUAAGUCGGAAUUUAGAGAGCUAGCAUUUCCGAUUCCAAAUGCUAUGGUUGCCCUUGCAUGUGAAACCGCCGCAGCAGGAUAUGGUGCACUUGUGUUUUGUGGAAGCCGACAGGCAUGCCAGACAAAUGCUGUGCUUAUUGCGGAUGCAAUGCCAGAUACUCUGGAUGCCGAAAUUAUUGAGAAGCGGUUGGAUUUAGUGGCAAGUUUGCAAAGCCUCCCUUGUGGACUUGACACAUAUUUUGCCAGAACUAUACCCAGAGGUGUUGCUUUUCACCACGCUGGCUUGACGACCGAAGAACGCGUCCUAAUUGCGGAAGGAUUUGACGCUGGCAUUCUAAAAGUACUCGUAGCUACUUGUAGCUUAGCUGCAGGGAUAAAUCUCCCCGCGAGAAGAGUUAUUCUCUGUGGUGCAAGGAUGGGACGAGAUCUGGUUGGGCCUGCAAUGCUAGCUCUGCUUGAAGCUAUCGCCACCAAGUUGGUCUCUGGACGCGAUGCCAUUUAUGACUAUAUCAGAAGUAGUCUACUGUUCCACGAUGGCGAGGGGCAGGACACCCUUCUCGAAAUGGUACAGUCAACCCUUCAGGAGCUUCUAGAUUCGGAGCUCGUAAAGUCAUCCAGCGAUGAAACCUUUGAACCAACACAGCUCGGCCUAGCAAUUGUUGCAUCCGCAUUCAGUCCCGACGAUGGGCUUUUCAUCUACGGCGAACUAAAGCGUGCUCUACAAGCUUUCGUGAUGGACGGAGAAAUGCAUAUAUUCUAUAUGUUCGCCCCCCUUCAAACCUCUUCCGAGAUUGACUGGAUGACUUUCCGUGAUGAGGUCCAUGGCCUGGAUGAUAGUGGACUACGUACAAUACGGCUUGUAGGUGUUGAUCCAGGGUUGGUUAACUCUAUUGCCAUGGGCCAUGCUUCUAUCAAAGACCCAGCCUUGCUCAGAGUCUAUAAUCGCGUCUACACAGCCUUCCAGCUUCGUGACCUAAGCAAUGAAAUCCCAGUCUCGUCAAUUGCCAAAAAAUAUAACACUGCUCGUGGUGCUGUACAGAUGCUUGCUCAAAAUUGCCACGGUUUUGCGGCUGGAAUGGCCAAGUUUUGUCAACGGAUGGGGUGGGAUAUGCUUGCAGUUGUGUUGGAUCAUAUGCGUGAUCGUCUUCAGGCAGGUGCUAGGGCGGAUCUAUUGGAAAUGGCACAGGUAACCUAUGUCAAGAGCCGGACAGCAAGGCUGCUAUGGGAGAAUGGGUUUAAGUCCUUGAGAUCACUUGCUGAGGCCGCACCUAGUGAGCUAGUACCAGUGUUGAUGAUGGGCCAACCUCGGAAUAGUUCAUAUUCAAACAAUGCUAAAGACAUGAAAAGGGUUACAGCAAAACUUACAGCAAAGGCAGAGGUAAUCAUUGCAUCAGCAAGCAGACUAUGGGAGCAUCAAUCAGUCGUAGAACUAGACGAAUAA